Molecule: messenger RNA, 2098 nt
Organism: Carassius carassius (crucian carp)
Lineage: Eukaryota; Metazoa; Chordata; Actinopteri; Cypriniformes; Cyprinidae
Product: D(1B) dopamine receptor-like
Exons: 2
Coding region: 254-1465 (403 amino acids)
Biological process (GO): adenylate cyclase-activating adrenergic receptor signaling pathway
Cellular component (GO): plasma membrane
Molecular function (GO): G protein-coupled receptor activity; dopamine neurotransmitter receptor activity
Source: RefSeq, a predicted model, not a curated record
CUCUCUCUCUCUCUCUCCCUCUCUAUCUCUCUCUCGCUCAUAAUAGCCGUGCACAGUUCCCGGGCACUCAGAGAGGUCGGACAGCUGUCGAGCACACACACACACACACACACACACACCCGUGUCCUCUCUUCGGAUCAUCUGGACCCGCUCGGUGUCGGAGUCCCUCCUCGGUCAUGCGGGACGCAUCGGCACCGCAGCCGGCGCUCGCGCGCACACCCGAUGGCGACCCGUGAGCGCGCCGGGACUCAGCAUGCCCAACCGAACCGUGUCCGAGCCGCGGGAGACGCUGGCGCGUGCGAUCACCGGCUGCCUGCUGUGCGCCUUGAUCCUCUGGACUCUGUUCGGGAACAUCCUGGUGUGCGCCACCGUACUGCGCUUCCGCCACCUGCGCACCAAAGUCACGAACAUCUUCAUCGUGUCACUGGCCGUGUCGGACCUGCUGGUGGCCGUUCUCGUGAUGCCGUGGAAGGCGGUGGCGGAGGUGGCCGGCUUCUGGCCGUUCGGCGCGUUCUGUGACAUCUGGGUGGCGUUUGACAUCAUGUGCUCCACCGCGUCCAUCCUGAACCUGUGCGUGAUCAGCGUGGACCGCUACUGGGCCAUCAGCAGCCCGUUCCGCUACGAGCGCAAGAUGACCCCGCGCGUGGCCUUCGUGAUGAUCGGCGCGGCGUGGACUCUAUCGGUGCUCAUCUCGUUCAUCCCGGUGCAGCUGGACUGGCACAAAGCUGCCGCGGAGCCCAACGCGUCCGACGCGGACAGCUGCGACUCGAGCCUGAGCCGGGAGUACGCCAUCUCCUCGUCCCUCAUCAGCUUCUACAUUCCCGUGGCGAUCAUGAUUGUCACCUACACGCGCAUCUACCGGAUCGCGCAGAUCCAGAUCCGGAGGAUCGCCUCUCUGGAGCGCGCCGCCGAGCACGCGCAGAGCUGCCGGACGAACCGGCUCGCGUGCCAACACCACAGCAGCCUGAAGACGUCCAUCAACCGCGAGACCAAAGUCCUGAAGACGCUGUCCAUCAUCAUGGGCGUGUUCGUGUGCUGCUGGCUGCCGUUCUUCGUGCUCAACUGCGUGGUUCCGUUCUGCCACCGCGAGCCGUCCGCGGGCCCGCCGUGCGUCAGCGACACCACGUUCGACGUGUUCGUGUGGUUCGGCUGGACCAACUCGUCCCUGAACCCCGUCAUCUACGCCUUCAACGCGGAGUUCCGCAAGGGCUUCUCCAGCCUGCUGGGCUGCCGGAACCGGUGCCGGACCCCGGUGGAGACGGUGAACAUCAGCAACGAGCUCGUGUCCUACAACCAGGACACGCUCUUUCACAGAGAGGUGGCGAGCGCCUACGUCAACAUCAUCCCGAACGAGGUGGACGACGUGUUCGACCGGAUCUCGCAGCUCUCGCGGGAUAACGAGGACUCUGUGUGCGAGCUGGAGUGCGAGGCGGACGGCGCGUUCACGCCGAACGGCGUCCACUGACCGCGAGCACCGGACUGGAGGUGUUUCCGAAAGUUGCCCGUAUGUCCCGCGUGCAGAUGCUGUCACAUGACCGCGCCGCCGUUUCACCCGCCGCACUCAUGGUUCCUCUGUGGACUGUCAUCAUCCUCAUCAUCUGUGACUCAAACCAGCCGGAGAGAUUCUACAGCCUUAUUCCUUCAGUGAUCCGCCUUACACUGAGCACAGCCUGCGAGCCGGACUCCUCCAGUGUCAUCACAGCUUCACUCUCUUCUCAUGCACUUAUCUGUUGGCUCAUGGAGCUGUAAAGUGUCGUCUGAUGAAUGAACGGGCCGCUGGGGUUCUGGAGGUCCAGUGCUGUUCUUGUGUGCUGUUUGAUGGUGAAUGUCUGAAGAGCACAUUAAUGUUGUGAUGCUUCAUUGUGUUUUAUUAAUGUAAAGUUUAUUGUUUACAAAAGCAAAGCCUGUAGAUUCACUGUAAUGAGCUGUAAACUGUGAACAGUGACUCUGUGUGUGUGUGUGUGUGUGUGUGUGUGUGUGUGUGUGGAUGAUGUUUUUCUCCGUCACAUACACAGACACACACACAUGAAUGUACACUAAAACUCAUGUACACAGAUGUUUUUUUAAUAAAAUGACCAUUAAAUGAACAUAUUUUGUG